AUGUUUAUAGUCAUCAAACAUGGAGAUAAUCAGGAAUUUUUGGUCAACACCAAUUGUUCUAUCCUCCUGUUGCUCCAUUAUAUUCGCACUAAAAUGGGGUUAAGGAAAACAGACACCAUCGAUUUGUGUGAUGAAUCAGGAACUUUGAAGCUGCUUUUCCUGUCGAAGACCCCUACAGAAUAUGCCAGCAAAUUCCUCACAGUUCGAAACACCUACUACGUUUGUAAGGUGGAGCGUGGGGCUCCAGGAACCAGAAUUGAGAAUUCCUACAAAGUUGUUGUGCCUCUCCUGAAGCAUCCGGAACUUGAGCUGCUUGAGGCUCUUCGAACACAAUGUGACAUAUUAGAGAAGAGCCGAUUAAAGAUGCUUAGAGCCUUGGAAGCCAAGAAACUAGCUGCCGCUGAAUCUUCCACAAACGUCUCAGGAAGACUCCUCAAAGGCAGUACAUCCCAGCACUUUUCUCUCAGCCAGCAAAAGUCCAAGAUAGUGCGGACUGAUGAAGAUGGGACUCCUCUCCCACGUAGACCAAUCCUUAAGAACAGAUCAGACUUUGGCAGGAAGGAUCGACAUCGUUGA
Messenger RNA from Dipodomys ordii (Ord's kangaroo rat), 576 nucleotides. RefSeq names its product chromosome unknown open reading frame, human CXorf65. The coding region runs from base 1 to 576 and encodes 191 amino acids. The transcript has 6 exons. Lineage: Eukaryota; Metazoa; Chordata; Mammalia; Rodentia; Heteromyidae. The record is from RefSeq and is a predicted model, not a curated record.